AUGGAGUCCUAUGUUACAAAGCUUUGGGGUAAAAUUUCCAUCCCUAAAGUAUUUUUGAUUAAGCAAGGUAUAUUCCUGUUUGAAUUCCAAAAUGAGAGCAGUAUGAGAGGGAUAUUGGAAGAUGGUCCUUGGUUCUUUGGCUCACGUCCUCUUGUUUUAAAGCCAUGGACAAUUGAUAUGGACAUAGAGAAGCUACAAGACCAAAAGUACCCCAUAUGGGUGCAAUUUCCUAACCUAAGGUUGAAUUUGUGGAGUUCCACUGGAAUUAGUAAGAUUGCUAGUUUGAUUGGAUGUCCUAUUGCUACUGAUAAACUAACUGCCUCAAGACAAAGAUUGAGUUAUGCAAGGGUUUUGUUGGAAGUUGAUUUGCCUUUUAAAGAACCACUACUUGAUCAAAUUGAAAUUCAAGGUCCGGAUGGUAAAAGUUAUCAUCAAAAGGUGGUUUAUGAGUUCAAACCAAGAUGGUGCUCCUUUUGCAAUAGUGUAGGACAUGAUUCUCAGCACUGCAGGAAACAUGUUCAAAAAAGAGUGUGGGUGCCUAAUAAACCUGUACCUAGUGUUUCUAAUGAAGUGAGGGAGCCUGUUAAUAAACCUUCCAUUGUUGCUAAUGAAGUGAGGGAGGCUGUAGAGAGGGGUAUCUUUUCUGAUAAGGAUGUGGUGCUAAAUUUUCAAGGAUCAGUUGCUAAAGAAUCUAAGAAUGUUCUAAUUGAUACAGCUCCUGUAAAACAUGCACUGCUGGAAAAACAUGCACAUAAUUUUCAUGUUUCUCUGCAUACUGGGAAAACAUGCACAGAUUUCAAUCAAGCUAAGAAAGUGAAAUAG
This is a messenger RNA of Asparagus officinalis (garden asparagus), 822 nucleotides long. RefSeq lists its product as uncharacterized. The coding region runs from base 1 to 822 and encodes 273 amino acids. Lineage: Eukaryota; Viridiplantae; Streptophyta; Magnoliopsida; Asparagales; Asparagaceae. The transcript has a single exon. The record is from RefSeq and is a predicted model, not a curated record.